Histoplasma mississippiense is the source of this 552-nucleotide messenger RNA. RefSeq lists its product with no specific name. The transcript is spliced from 2 exons. The record is from RefSeq and is a predicted model, not a curated record. Lineage: Eukaryota; Fungi; Ascomycota; Eurotiomycetes; Onygenales; Ajellomycetaceae. The annotation marks the transcript as partial.
AGCAGGGAAUUAGGGCGCAGAGAUAACGGUUCUGGAUCCUACAAUACGAAUAUUGAGCAGCCGAUGCCUUCCAGAAAUUACCCCCAAAGCAAUACAGAUACGCGAGGUAUAUUGCCUCGAAGCAUCGUAUUUCAGCCAGCGAAUUCGGCGACGGUAGCACGACCGAACAUUACUGGAAGCGAGCAGGGGUGUCAGCGGCAGCUUGGAGAGCGCAGGAAUCCGUUACCCCCGACAUUCCCGCCCUCUCCAAAUCCUAUGUCUGAUGGCUUCGGUUCGAAUAACGCGAGACAAGAAUUUGUACCUCAGGCUGCCCCUCACAAUUUAGACUUCAACUGCUUUGAUAGUGCAAUGGAAGCCUUCGCCUGUCGGGUCGUCCCCCACGGUUCGGACUUCAACGACGUUGGUAAUGUAAACGACGAAAUGCAGCUGUUCGCAUCUCAGGACGCAGUCGCUCUCGUGUCGGGCUUUGAAAAUUUUGGCAGUGCAAACUAUGAAAUGCAGCAGUUCGCAUCUCAAGGCGCGAAUCUCUAUGUUUCGGACAGUACAGCGUAA